This is a messenger RNA of Colossoma macropomum (tambaqui), 2679 nucleotides long. It is a transcript of the gene abi3bpa, whose product is annotated as target of Nesh-SH3. Lineage: Eukaryota; Metazoa; Chordata; Actinopteri; Characiformes; Serrasalmidae. Gene Ontology annotation, biological process: positive regulation of cell-substrate adhesion; extracellular matrix organization. Gene Ontology annotation, molecular function: protein binding. The transcript has 19 exons. The record is from RefSeq and is a predicted model, not a curated record. The coding region runs from base 247 to 2349 and encodes 700 amino acids.
ACUAUAGAUGGUCUGGUCACAACCAAAACCUCUCAAAACUCCAGCACAAUACACAGUCACAGUCUUUCCAGGACAAACAUGCUCACUUCUUAAUGCACACAUUCUGCAAAGGAGAAAGACUAUCAGAAUUGUGUUGAAAGGAAAAGAGGCAAGAAUCGGAGCCAAACAGACAUUUACUGGAUAAAAACAGAAGUGGACUUCAGCUGAAAACUUUAGUGACCCAACAAGUUGAGUGAAGUAGCCAAUAUGAGAGACUUUCUCCACAUUUUCAUCAUCAUCAUCAUCAGUGAGGUCCUACUUCUCAACUUUACCUGCGCAUCCACACUCAGAGCGCGGAGGGAAAACAUGAAGGUACGGAUCAGCGCUACAGAUGACACCAUUAUUCUGAAGUUCAUGCGACCACACGUGGACACUAAGCUGGAAGGCUAUAUCCUGGGCUAUGGUAGUAGCAUGUUCUCCAAACAGUUCAUCCAGCUACCCAAGAAUGGAGAACCUUAUGAAACCGAGACUGAUGCUGAACCAAAAUAUCUCAUUGCAGUGAAGCAGGUAAAGGCAAAUGAGGUCAAGAAACACUGCACAGAGAAAGUUACUCUGGAAAAGCCUCUGCAUUUGGUGAUUGGAUCCGUGACCCCAACCUCAGUUUUGCUGUCCUGGGGCACACUCUUGAAAACCCCAUAUACUGACACUAACCUGGAUGACUGCAUCGAGGAGGGGCAGUUCACUGUGCGCUACAGAGAGAACGAGCCCAGCAAGCAAUGGAACUAUCAAACGUGUCCAACCACCAGUACUGUCAUUGACAAUCUUAAACCAGAUACACCUUAUGAGUUUGGUGUCCGAGCAGACAUUGACACCAUCACUGGAGCCUGGAGCCCUCCAGUAACGCACAACACAGCUGAUGUAGACAUACAUAAACUUUUGGAAGAAAAACCAGCUGAGAACCGGCUGAGGCCUCAGGUAUGUCUACAGUUGCAAAAAGAGCCCAUUAUUAAAGCUUCCCAAGCUUUCCUGCCUCAAGUUCCUGGCCGAGGCAUCUUGCGCAACUUGUCAUCUUCUGCUUCAGUGACGUGCCAUUCUGCACAUACAGUGAUACGGAAUGGGACUACCAGAGGGUGUGUCCCUGCAGUCACUAAACCUCGCAGAAUGAGAGUCCCCCCUAUCAAUAGAAACAACUCCCUGAAAAGAGCAAAGGUGCACAGUGGUGAGGAACAUAAAGGACUGUCGAUGCCUAAACGUUCAAAGCAAAUUCUUGGAUCACCUGCAAAUCCAAAGAAGAAGGGACCAAACCAGGUGGAAAAGCCAAUAGACAAGGCUGAUAAAGUAACUGAUCUGAAGCAGCUGGAGAUGGAUACACUGCUAAAUCUGAAACCCCAUGCUGCUCCUGCCACAAAAGUACCAGAUUAUCAAAAGCCAACACCAACAAGCACACCCUUUUUUGCCUUUAACGGCAGCCGUUUUGACAACUCCUCUGUAUUCAGUUCCAUUCCUGUCUCUCAUGUGGACGCGAUGGGGAAAAAACGUUUUGUAGCCCCCCAUGUGGUCUAUAAGACAGAUAAGCGUCCAGAGGAGCCUUGUUCUGUCACUCACUCUCUCAGCUUCUUCCCUGACGAGGAGGUCGGGGACGUAAAUGUCACUGGCCCACCCAAGAAUCCUCCAUCCAACCUCACUGUGGUCACUGUGGAGGGAUGCCCCUCUUUCGUCAUUCUCGACUGGGAGAAAACAGACAAUGAAACUACAGAAUAUGAGGUCACUUCCUCCACCAAGGGACCAAAUGGCAAAGAAGUGUCUGUUCUAACAACCAAUCAGACACACACAGCUGUGGAGAACCUAAAACCAGAGAGCAGUUAUGAGUUCACAGUGACACCCAAGAAUGAGCUGGGUUCAGGCCCUCCCAGUGAGCCAGUCGCCUUCAGCACUGAAUCUGCGGACCCCCGUGUGAGUGAGAUCCCCACUGGUAAAAAUGCUAUCUGGUCAUCAUUCCCAUUCAAAGCAGACUCCUACUCUGAAUGCAAUGGGAGACAGUAUGUGAAACGCACCUGGUACCGCAAGUUCGUGGGCAUUCAGCUGUGUAACUCGCUCAGAUACAAGAUCUAUCUAAGUGAUUCCCUUAAAGGAAAGUUUUAUAACAUUGGGGAUCAGGCUGGGUAUGGAGAGGAUCACUGUCAGUUUGUUGACUCUUUUCUGGAUGGACGGACUGGAGGCCCACUGCCACCAAACCAGUUACCACCCAAACAAGGCUAUUUCCGGGCUGUCCGCCAAGAGCCUGUGAAGUUUGGAAUGAUUGGUGGGAGCUCUCACAUCAACUAUGUGGCCUGGUACGAGUGUGGAAUCCCCAUUCCUGGAUCGUGGUAGACCCCCUGCAGCUGUCUGACAACACACUUGAUAAGAAUGUACAGUUGUUUAGAGAUCACAUAUAAGAAGACAAUGUAAAUUUGUACAAAAAGCACAGCACUAUAAAAAAUCCUAUUGAAUGUAUCUACAUUAUCUAAUGGCACAUACAAUGCUCUGUUAUUUAUAUGCAGAAUAAAUUUAUUGGUCAUCUAGAGUAAAUAAAGUAAAGAACUAGAAGAGUUUACGGAAGCACGGGGUAGCAGGCUCCCUGAAUGGUUGAAAUAUGUAUAUUAUGUAUCAAAAGGCUGGACAUAAUACUAGUGCUUUCCUGACCACAGGAAAAAAAAAAAA